GGACAACACAAUCUUAAUUUAGAUCAAGUUUGAUAGCAUGAACCGUAUUUUUUUCUUAUAGGUGGGACACUGAGCAACUCCUUUUAAAGACUGUUCAAACCCAAACUAGUCUUUUUAUUUCUCUCUGGUCUCUACGGACUGUGUGUUCUGUCCUAAAGUUUAUAUUUUUAAGGGCACAAAUGAGUCCAGGAAACGUAGCCGUCUUCCACGGAGGCAAGAUGAAGCUGAUUGAUCGGAGACUGAAGCUAACAGAGCUGCUCUUAAGGUGCUCCGCUACUCUCCUCGCUCUCCUCGCGCUUAUUCUGAUAGUGACAAACACUCAGGUCAAGCAAAUCUUUACAAUUGAGAAGAGAGCCAAGUACACCGACAUGAAGGCCCUUGUGUUCUUGGUGGUCGCUAAUGGGAUAGCUGCGGCUUAUUCCUUGUUGCAGUCAGUUCGUUGCGUGGUGGGUUCGAUGAAAGGAAGCGUUUUGCUCGACAAGUCCCUUGCUUGGGCCAUUUUCUUAGGCGAUCAGGCGAUGGCUUACAUAAGUGUGGCAGCAAUAGCAGCAUCAGCAGAGUCUGGUUUGAUUGGAAUAAGAGGCGAGGAAAAGCUGCAGUGGAUGAAGCUGUGCAAUAUGUUUGGCAAGUUCUGCAACCGAUCCGCUGGAGGAACCGCAACCGCCUUGCUUGCCUCUGUUGCUUUGGUUUUCGUCUCUUGCAUCUCUGCUUUUAGUCUAUUCCGGUUGUACGGUGGUGGUGCCACCCAAAGACACCCAAACCUUUCCGUGACGAAGUGAAAACAGCUCCUUAGUAGUGUUGAAAUGUUGUUAAGAAACCAAAAAGAAAGUGAAAGUGCAUGCAUCUUUUUUGUCUUCCACCUUAUGUUAAACUGAUUAUGUUCUCUGUGACAUAUUAUAUAAUUUUGAUGCCAGAGUUUGUUU
This is a messenger RNA of Raphanus sativus (radish), 923 nucleotides long. RefSeq names its product CASP-like protein 2B1. The transcript has 3 exons. NCBI's taxonomy places the organism in Eukaryota, Viridiplantae, Streptophyta, Magnoliopsida, Brassicales, Brassicaceae. Bases 180 to 779 code for a protein of 199 amino acids. The record is from RefSeq and is a predicted model, not a curated record.